Macroventuria anomochaeta is the source of this 1412-nucleotide messenger RNA. RefSeq lists its product as uncharacterized. Gene Ontology annotation, molecular function: hydrolase activity. The coding region runs from base 411 to 971 and encodes 186 amino acids. The record is from RefSeq and is a predicted model, not a curated record. NCBI's taxonomy places the organism in Eukaryota, Fungi, Ascomycota, Dothideomycetes, Pleosporales, Didymellaceae. The transcript has 2 exons.
CCACACUAUGUUCCGGGGCUACAGGAUUCUCAUUGCAUGUGUGAAGUCAACGAAAUUAUCACCACAGUUGGAUCUCUACACUCUUUUUCGAAAAACCUGCGGACAGCAACGGCUGCUCAGCCGACUCAAGUGGACCGUCCUUCACCGACUCUCAUUCAGGUCCAGAGCAAGUGCAUUUCUUAUAUGAUACAAAAGUCCGCUGGCGAGGGGAACUCGCGACUUUUCACCCAUGCUACCAUAAUCACUGUCAACAAAGAUCGAGAUGUUUUCCUUGACGGAGCACUCCUGGUCUACAAUAAUCGCAUUGCCACCGUCGACAAGACCGACACUUUGAUCUCAAGCGUUGAUGAUACAACUGAGAUCAUCGACUGUACGAACAGAAUUGUCGUUUCCAGGCUUGAUCAAUACACAUGCACACAUGCACACAUGCACACAUGCACACAUGCACACAUGCACAUCUGGCGCAAUCAUUGUUGCGCGACCUAGCCAAGGAUCUUCCGCUCCACAGCUGGCUUUGUGACGCCAUCUGGCCCUUGAAAGCCAAUUAUGCAGAAGAAGAUGGUUACACAGCAGCUAUGCUUACAGUUGCGGAGAUGUUGAAGACUAGAACAACAUGCUUUUUCGAGGCCGUGUUAACGUAUCCAAGUGGGCUCGAGAAUAUAAUGAGAGCCGCGGAAGAGACGCGUAAGAGCUUGUUUGGCAAACUAAUCAAAGCUGUUGAAAGAAACCUCGACUUGAGUCUCAAAGACGCCCGAGAUCGCGAUGUGGAGUUUAUGUCGAUCGCUAGCGCACCUAAAGCUUAUCAGCAGCAUUAUGGCUCCUACGACGAUCGUAUACACAUGUGGUUCUCUGCAGGCAAACCGCGAGGAUCUCUUGUGUUUGCACAUACCGCUAUAGGCGAAGCAGCUCAAGGUCAUAACAUCGGCCUCAUCAUGCACUGCGCCGAAGCGCCCAAAGGCCUCUCUAUCUAGCGAAAUUCCUACGACUGCAGCCCCUUCCAGCUCUGCCAGACCGCCAAGCUGACAGGGCCCAAGAGCGUGUUCGCACACUGCGUGCACCCAGAUUCCGCAACAGGCGAUUUCGACAUCCUCUAUGAAAGCAAGAGCACGGUGUCGCAUAACCCAACAAGCAACCUCAAGCUCAACUCGGGAGUAACGCCAAUACCGGACAUGCUAGCCGCGGGCGUCAACGUUGCUUUAGGCACAGAUGGUGCGCCGUGCAACAACACAUACGAUAUGUUUCGCGAGAUGCAUCUGGCAUCCACCCUUCACGGCGGCGUCCGCGAACAAGUUGGCUUGGUCACUACAUACCAGGUCCUCGAGUUCGCUACCAUCAAUGGAACAAAGGCUUUGGGUUUGGAUCAGAUGGGUAGCUUAGAAGUCGGGAAGAAAGCGAACAUCGUUGUUGUGGCG